Messenger RNA from Pisolithus orientalis, 879 nucleotides. RefSeq names its product glyoxalase-like domain-containing protein. The record is from RefSeq and is a predicted model, not a curated record. NCBI's taxonomy places the organism in Eukaryota, Fungi, Basidiomycota, Agaricomycetes, Boletales, Pisolithaceae. The transcript has 4 exons. The coding region runs from base 1 to 879 and encodes 292 amino acids.
AUGUCUGAGCCAUCGACAAAGAUAUUGGACCACAUCGUCCACCUGACCCCUCCAGGAACAGUUGAGUUGGCGUCCCAGCAGUUCCGAGAUCUGGGGUUCAACGUUACUCCAGGAGGGACACAUACAGGAGGGUUAACAGCGAACGCAUUGGUAAUCCUAGCCGACGGGUCGUACCUCGAACUCAUCUCCUUCACUCACCCGGCCUCGCAUUACCCUCCAACUUCACCGGAUCGCCAAAAGCGCGACUCGAAUCCGUGGUCGUAUAAACACCCCGGAUGGAUUGACUACGCUUUCCUAGGCUCAUCUGAUCCCGAUGUCUCUAUCGCGCGCAUAAUCAAUGAACGUGCCGAUCUGGAUAGAUCUGGCGCGGCGUACGAUCCUGAGGUUGAUGGAGGACGCGUGCGCGAGGAUGGCAAGACGUUGAAGUGGAUGAUCACGGCGCCUCACGAGGAACGAAAGCGUGGAACACUCCCAUUUUUCUGUGGCGAUGUGACACCGAGAAAGUGGAGGGUUCCAAUUGACCCGCCUUCGAACUCGAAACAUCCAUCUGGAGUACUUGGAAUCUCACACGUCCGGAUACUCACGAUGGCCGAGUCACUGGAUGCUCAAUCGUCACAACUGACAUCAGUGGUUGGAGAUCCCCCAGUUGAGCACUCGUCGUCGGGUUAUACAUGGUCCCUGGAGACCCCACAUUCCGGAUUGGGGGUACUAAGGCCACGCUUAAUUUUGAGUGCGCCGGUGGACGAGGACGAAGAAGCGUACCUUGCCGGACGGGGACCUGGUGUCUACGAGGUUGCUUUUUGGGUAGAACCUGGAGGGAAAGAGGGUACAUCUGCAACGCCUUAUGGUAAGAUAGUUUGGCAGGUGAAAACCACGUAG